Messenger RNA from Puccinia graminis f. sp. tritici CRL 75-36-700-3, 1182 nucleotides. RefSeq lists its product as uncharacterized. The record is from RefSeq and is a predicted model, not a curated record. The transcript is spliced from 3 exons. Bases 1 to 1182 code for a protein of 393 amino acids. Lineage: Eukaryota; Fungi; Basidiomycota; Pucciniomycetes; Pucciniales; Pucciniaceae.
AUGAGUUUUUGGCACCUCAGAUUUGGGGAUCUGGCAGCAAGCCUCUCUGUCAGACAGAGACCUUCGGCUCUCACUCAGAAGGUUGUGUUAGGCUCACUGCCAUGGGAGCUCAGGGGUCAAAUUAUUGCUAAUGUUGUAAAAACUGACCCUACCAGUCUCAACAGUUCUAAACUCCAGAUCUCAAGAAGUCUCGGUGCCGGUUCUUCUACCAUGCAGUUGUGUAUCUGGCACUUGGGCCGGUUCCUUAAGUGUUUGGAUGAACCUGAUUUGUCUGAGAAGUACAAGUUGUCGAAUCUCCCAACCUCUUCCAUGACAGGUCAUAACUUCGGAACCCUAAAGACCAAGGGAUGCUUGGAGUUAUCUUUCCUUGAACAGCUCUUCUGCACAAGGACGCAACCUUACGAUCUGGUCAAUGGAUUGAACGAAGCCGACAAUUUAUCUGACUCGGAGGCAGAGGCGACAGUUUCUUCCGCCUAUUCACCGCUUCCGCGGUCCGGAAAAGUCCCUGUUGGGUUCCAAGGCUUCUAUGAUGAAGAUGAUUCGAUUUUUCAAAGGCAAAAUAAGAAUUUGUCGCCUGAUGGCACUGCGAAUCGGGUUAUGGGCCAAACUUCCCGAUCUUCUUUUGAGGGCAAAACUAAAACUCAAUCCGAUAUCGAAGACAUGUCAAAUGAGGCCUCUUCCCAUCAUAACCUCGCGCAGUAUCAUGAUGGCCGACCUGCAGUGAGUGAUCCUGUUCAGCUUUUACUGAUCGUCACCGCACUCACACUUUCCUCGAAAUGGUCAAACUUAAAGGAAACCGCGCGAUCGUAUGGCAUUGGAUCGGAAGAAACUAGCUCUUCAAAUGGCCCAACUUAUCUGCCUCGGUAUUACAACCAUGAAGCCCACUCCUAUUCUGGAGAUGAGUUUGAAAAAGAAAAUGAGUUGAAAGACGCCGCUUCGAAAAACAUAGACUAUGCUCGCGGAUAUGGGAAAGGCUACGACAGUUCCGAGGAAGCUCAUCGGGAGGUUUCACCUAUAAAUUAUGAUAGUGAUGAAUACCACAGUCGAAGGUUUAUUGGCUAUCAACUAACUCUAGCGGAAAAAUGUCUCCCGCGGAAUCAAAAACCACCUUCCGAUCUCUUGUGGAUUUUGGUGCUUGCAUUUGUGUUGAAAAUGUGGUCGUGGUAUUACUAUUCCCAUUGA